AUGACGGCGCCGUUCCCCAGCGCCACCGUGCCGGAGAACACGCGGUCCACCGUGCUCGCCCCGACGGUCAGCAGCCAGGGGGCUCCGUUGUGGAGGAGCCCCAAGAAAGGGCCCCUGUUGCCCGCCGAAGUGGCCACGAAGACGCCCUUCUCGACGGCGGCGAAGGUGGCGAUGGCGACCGGGUCAUCGUACAGCGGGACGUCGUCGAGGCCCAGCGACAAGGAGAUGACGUCCACCCCAUCGGCUAUAGCGCUGUCAACGCCGGCGAUGAUGUCCGAAGCGAAGGCACCCCGCUCCCACAGAACCUUGUAG
Spirodela intermedia is the source of this 312-nucleotide messenger RNA. The record is from the annotation of a GenBank genome assembly. NCBI's taxonomy places the organism in Eukaryota, Viridiplantae, Streptophyta, Magnoliopsida, Alismatales, Araceae.